GCUAAAUAAGGUUUGCCUAGCAACAACUUCUGCUGCAAGGAAGAACGAUUCAGUGAUUAUCUUUAAGUUCUAGUUCAGGCUACUACAUAAAAACUCUAAAAAUGUCUGAUUUAGGCUCAGAUUAUGAUGAAGAAGAGCAAGGGCCAUAUUUAGGAGAAUAUGAAGGAGAAAGGAAUGCCAAGGAAGAGCGUCAUGGCAAAGGAAAAGCCACGCUGCCCAAUGGAGACAUGUACGAGGGCAUGUAUGAGCAUGGGAAACGCCAUGGAGGGGGUGUGUAUAAAUUCAAGAAUGGAGCCAGGUAUAUAGGAGACUACAAACAAAAUAAGAAGCAUGGAUCGGGGAAGUUCAUCUAUCCCGAUGGUUCGAUAUAUGAGGGGAGCUGGGUGGAUGAUCAGAGGCAUGGGUACGGCGUCUACACGUACCCCAAUGGUGACAUGUACGAAGGUGAGUGGCAGAGCCACCUGAGGCACGGCCAGGGCGUUUACACCUACAAAGACACUGGAUCCAAGUACGUAGGAUCGUGGAUCAGCGGGAAGAGGGAAGGGGCCGGUGAGCUCAUCCAUGCUAACCACAGAUACCAAGGCAUGUGGGUCGCUGAUCAGCCACAAGGCAAGGGCAAGUACGUCUUUGACAUCGGUUGCGAGCAGCACGGCCAGUACGUCCCCGUGGAGCAACCACUGGGUGGAGACCAGGAAGAGGAGGAAGCCCAGACCGUCACCGUACCCAAAUGGAGGGCGGGGCCUAUCCAGGCGGUCAGCCAGUACAACCCCGCCGAGGAAGCCAUCGCUGCCCAGCAGGCGGAGGAAGGGGAACAGGCAGAGGGAGAGGAAGGAGAAGGGGGUGACGGGGAAGGAGCUGGAGAGGGAGGGGAGCAGGCAGCAGAAGGGGGAGAAGGAGAGCAAGCGGCAGAAGGGGAUGGAGCCGCAGCGGCAGAAGGAGAAGGAGAUGCCGCUCCUGCUGCAGAGGGAGAUGGAGAGACACAGGAGCAGCAGGAGGAGCCAGCGGAGGGCGGGGAUGAGCAAGCGCCUGUAUCACCCGUUGCCGAGGAAACAGAAGAUGCUGAAUAGAAUCAUUCCUGCUAACAAGAUCUCCAUUAAACAUUUUAUGAACACUGUUUUUGAACCCUGGAACAUUGGCUCCGGAGAAUUAAUCCAGCGAGUGCAUCUCACCUUAAGUGAAAGUGGUUUGCCAUGGUAACCUGUCAUUAUAGCUGAUCACUGUUCCUUUUCUUGGAUCUCAAACCUGCUUGGAAAUGUGCCGUGCCGAACAGUUUUGUGUAUUUUUAUUACCUAUUGUCAUGAUCAUCAGCAAACAUGUUCAAUUUGUUUUACUGUUACUGAGUUAUAGCCCUCCCCCCCUCACUACAGCUAGUUCCCUUUUCUUCAAAAUUGUUUUUGUCUAUUAAUUUUCAAUUCCAUUCAUUUUUUUUACAGUCUCAACUCUCGAUUUAAAACAUCACAUAGAAAUAGAAAUUACUAAACAAAUUAGAAAUAUAGAUAGAUAAAUCCACACAAAUUAAUGAACAUAAAAAUUGAGAGUAUGAGGGAACUAGCAAAGACCUACCUAUCACAGGCUAUUCCCAAAAUGAUUACAGUUAAAUUAUUGAGUUUCUUGUAUUACAAAAAAGAAGAAAAGGAAUCCCCAAGCACCAAAAUAAUCUAAUAUUUAUAAGAACAUUGUAUUGGUAUCUAGAAAAAAAUUGUAUAAUUCAUAAUUUAUAGUGGGCAUAUAUUGUAUGUUCCUGUGUAUGUCAUUCCAACAUUUUGUUCCAGCAAAGAAGACAUUUCAACAAGAAAAUUCACAUUUGUAUAAUGGGAAUGUAAGUAUCUACUAGUCCUUGUAUCUUACAUAGAUCUCCCUAGGGGAGCGUUUCAUGAAAAGUGUUGUUGGAAAUUUUAUCUGACAAGUUAUGCUUUAUCUGACAGUUACCGUGCUACAUAGCCAAUCAAAACCAAAGAAAGUUGUCAGGGCCCCGUCUUACAUACAGUUGCAAUUGAUCAGAUCAACCAAAACUAUGGUAAGCCAGCCUCGCCAACAUCUAAAAUG
Messenger RNA from Lytechinus variegatus (green sea urchin), 2046 nucleotides. Its product is annotated as radial spoke head 1 homolog. The transcript has 6 exons. Gene Ontology annotation, cellular component: nucleus; motile cilium. Gene Ontology annotation, biological process: spermatid development; axoneme assembly. NCBI's taxonomy places the organism in Eukaryota, Metazoa, Echinodermata, Echinoidea, Temnopleuroida, Toxopneustidae. Bases 102 to 1067 code for a protein of 321 amino acids. The record is from RefSeq and is a predicted model, not a curated record.